Molecule: messenger RNA, 2859 nt
Organism: Gymnodraco acuticeps
Lineage: Eukaryota; Metazoa; Chordata; Actinopteri; Perciformes; Bathydraconidae
Exons: 9
Coding region: 57-1952 (631 amino acids)
Biological process (GO): positive regulation of transcription by RNA polymerase II
Cellular component (GO): nucleus
Molecular function (GO): DNA-binding transcription activator activity, RNA polymerase II-specific; RNA polymerase II cis-regulatory region sequence-specific DNA binding
Source: RefSeq, a predicted model, not a curated record
UUCCUGGGGGCUUGGCAUAAGCAGCAUAAGGCAUAAACAAACACACAAGGUAGAAGAUGGCGGAUAUUCGUGCAAUAAGGGGUGCAUUUUUGUGGACUGACGACGAGGUAGAACUUCUGCUUAGGGUCACACUAGAGUACAAAACGACCAAAGUACAGGAGAAUGUUGACUGGGAGUCCUGCAAGUGUAAAUAUAUCGAUAUUUCUCGCGCAUUUCACGAGCAGUAUCCGAGGACCCGGGCAGACAAGGAUUUCCCUCACGACGCGAACGCCAUUACAAGGGUCCAACUUACCGCCAAGCUUAAGCAAAUUCGCACCAAGUACAGGCAGUUGGUGAACACUGGGAGUCGGAGUCACCAAGGACGUGUUAUGCUCUUGUUUUUCGAGCUGUGUGAAGAGGUCUGGGGUGGCUCGCCUUUUACGUGCCCCAUUGGCUCCCCUGCUACGCGCACCAUUAGCUCCCUAAGCUCCGGCAUCGAGACGGGGGACCUGGAAGAGUCGUCUUCCGGACAAAGUUUAUCCCCGAGUUUGGAGCGUUCCAAAGAUUUGCCACAGCCGAGCCAAUCCAGCGAAAGUCUGCCAGCUGCGGUUGUAAAGCAUCACAGGGAUCUGCUCCAGCCAAAGCUGAACAGCCACAGAAGUGACCGGCUGAAGAGAACACUUCCAGCUGACCAUGCAGUGCAGGAAGACAUCCAAAUAAAAAGGAGGAUGUUGGGGACAAUGGAGCAAACAUCCAGCCGCAACGCAGACAACAUGCAGCAGAUAAAUGCCAACUUUGCCAGCAUUACAAGCACUAUUCAGGAAAGCUUUUCCAUGAUGAGGGAAUUAAUGCAUAGUAGCGGCGGUGGAUAUGGACAACCCCAGGAGCGCUCACCACCAUUCAUGCAGUCAUUACUCAAUAACAAGACAAUAAUGGAGCCGCAAGAAGUGGAACAUGUGAACCGAAGAAGUAGCUCCAGGAUUCUGAACCAAAAGCGGUUAAAAUAUGAAGUAGAUGAUGGGGACAAGGACACAGAUGAAGAGGAGGAGGAAGAUCAGGAAGACGAUGAGCAGCCAAACACAUCCGAACACACCAAGAGAACACAACCAAGACUCGUGACUGUAACCUGUGGGAACAAAACGGGAAUCCUCUUCGUAGAGAAGCUGGAGAGGGGUGAGAAGUGUAUCAAGAGUGAGGGCCGCUGGUUUGAUCCCACAGGAUAUGAGAUCUUUGGGGGGAAACCUCUGCAGUUUUGGAUUGAUAAAUGUAAGAUCCCGCCCCCAGAUCUCACACCAGAGAGCAUGUCUAAAGUGUUGGCAAUGAAGACAGAGGAGGAAGAAAGAACGGUUCCUGAUGUUGCUGAUAACAACAGUAAAGACAGUUGGUGUAAGCCAUUGCACGAGGGUGCACAAAAUGAAGAGAGGGGAGCUCACAGAGUCUCGCCAAUAGAUGAUCCCAUUGAUAUCUCAACAACCGUCCAACCGUCAGAGGAGCAGUUUACACAAAGUAAUGAAAUAAAAGAAGAUGGACAGAGAGAACUUCAAACCGAAACAUCGCUAUCUGCUCCAGCUACCUCAACACCAGCAAUCAAACCUGAAAUCCUGGAGAAAGCUGAAGACACUGAAACAGCCAGCGUUCAGACUCCGCUGUUAGUCACACACAUAACUGGAAACACCAGAGACGCUGCCUCAAACACAGCAUACAUUCAGGAAGGUCCUCAGAGCGAGCUGGAUGACGGUUGUCAUGACGAAACAGAGGUAACGACAUCUGGUCAUGAUGCUGCACAAUUACAAGGGAUGGAGACAGAAACAAGGGUUCCCCAAGCCUCAAAGAGCACUCCAGUCUCCACUUCCUGUAAUCUGGAUACAAUGGACCUUGAGCAGCUGAAGAGAGAGAAAAUCAAAAUGAAACUAAAGAUCAUGAAGUUGCAAGAGGAGUACUACACUCUGAAAAUAAGGGAGAUUAAAAAGUGAAAUAGUUUUACUGUGGCAUAAAUGUUAUCGACGACAGGUUGGACAAAAGGACAAUGCAACCUGUAUCACCAAAAAGGACAAACGUUGUUGGACACUGAUAGCAAAAGACAACAAGUGUUGUUCCUAAGUAAUCCUUCAUGAGACCAUUUGCUGCAUUUAAUGACAAAAGGCUUUUUUUAUCAUUUUUUUUUAAAGUGAAAGAAAUAUUUCUUCUUGAAUUCUCAAAGCGUGACAUCAUUUUUGUUGGUGAGAGAAAAUGAUUGUACUGUACCAGACAAAGACUUUAUCUAAAAUGUGCAUCAGAGGUUGACGAGGUAGCCAGCCGGGUUUGUUUCCUGUGGCAUCAAACAUCUUCCUUCAGGUUAUAUAAAGCUAAUCACUUUCUUUAAACCUCAAACCAUUUACCUUUCCUUAACUUUGACUCUUAAUCCUAAGGUUAAAACAUGUGUUUACUGCGACUGUAGUAGAGCAUCGCAGUUUGACCACAGAAACAUGAAGACAAUAAAAACAUGUGCCAGAAGUUAAGGUUAACAUAAAAACAAGAGUCAACAAAGAGUCCCAAAAGGACAAAGAACCGUACUCAAGGAGACACAAAGGCCAAUUUAAAUAAAUGUGUCUUCAGUUGUUUCGUAAAAGCUGCUACAGCGACCGCAGACUGAAUGUUUUUAGUAAGAGAGUUCCAUAGUGUUGAAUCCACUACUAUUCUAUGUGUACACCUUUCUGUAUGCAUUAAUAGAGGAACCAUCCAGAUGUAGCAAUAUCGAAAUAUUUUGGGAUAACUUGUAAUCGUACUUUUCUGAUUGUACAUAUAUUAGUAAAAACCUCUUAGUAAAACUUGCUUUGAGCUUUGAGAGGAAAUGUACAGCACAUAUUGACAUUUAAUAAAAACUCUGUGUGUAACUGUUAA